ACCUUUCAAGAGGUCCAGCAGAGAUAGCAGCCUGUCAUUUUCUCUCACUCGAUCCAUACAGAAGGACCCUGACAAUGUCUUCACCUGCGGCUGCUUUGCCCGUGGCAGCUCCAGCCAAAUCUCCCAUAAAGAGAGCGAGGCCUCAGAAGAAGAAGAAUGCUGGUCCAACAUUGAGAGACCAGAUAAUGCAGAUACUAUUUGGAUCCAACCAGCGCGGUGGCGUGUCCCUGCCAGCCCUGAAGAAGUCGUUGAAGGCCGGAGGAUACGACGUGGACAAGAAAAAAGCCAUACUCCUCCUCACCCUCAAACGCUUGGUGGCCAAAAAUACUGUGGUCCAAACCAAAGGCUCCUACAAGGCGAACAAGAAGCCCCCAACACCUCGAAAGAAGGUGGUGAAAAAGAAGCCCAAAGCGAAAAAGGUCAAGAAAGUCAAGAAAGCUGCAGGUGCCGCUACACCCAGGAAGUCACCCAAGAAAAAGAGGAAGCCAAAGAGUCCUAAGAAGGCCAAGACGCCCGCAGCGGCCAAGAAGCCAAAGGCGGUAAAGAAGGCAAAGAGUCCUAAGAAGGCCAAACGCAGCACCAGGACCAGAGCUGCUGCCAAGAAGUGAGAACUCUUCCUAUGAACGUUGAAUGCUGACCAAACGCCUUUCUGGUUGCGUUUAACUUAUGUGUGGACCAAAUUUAUGCAUGCAUUAAGGACUUGUUUGCUUUACUAUAAUACAGUUUUUCUAGAAUAGGAAAUACUGAAGCUGCUGCUUUUACACCCCUCUCCCUGUCACCAUCUGCCGUGGUCUGUAAAGAACUGAAUAUGAAUUGUUUUAAUGUAAUAAACUUGUUUUCAUGUA
Molecule: messenger RNA, 845 nt
Organism: Larimichthys crocea (large yellow croaker)
Lineage: Eukaryota; Metazoa; Chordata; Actinopteri; Sciaenidae
Product: protamine-like protein
Exons: 1
Coding region: 75-608 (177 amino acids)
Biological process (GO): nucleosome assembly
Cellular component (GO): nucleosome
Molecular function (GO): DNA binding; structural constituent of chromatin
Source: RefSeq, a predicted model, not a curated record